Molecule: messenger RNA, 550 nt
Organism: Dichomitus squalens LYAD-421 SS1
Lineage: Eukaryota; Fungi; Basidiomycota; Agaricomycetes; Polyporales; Polyporaceae
Exons: 3
Coding region: 373-543 (56 amino acids)
Source: RefSeq, a predicted model, not a curated record
GGUAAUCGAAGUCGACGCAGAUGCGCCACCGAUUGUUCGUGAGUCAGUGAAGGUGUCUCCGGGAUUCCGUGUCUUCCUAUCCGAAGCCUCUGGGAAUCGGCAUGGUCUAUUCGUGUUGCCUUGACACUGAUGCUCAUUGCAUUCUGAAUUCAGCUGCUGACACAGGGACCCGUGCACAGCGAUAUGGCACAACAGGGUCUUUGUGAAUGGAGAUGCUUUCUGACGUAUUUCGUUGUGAAAUUGUCACAGUAGCGCACGUCGCACUUCUCGCGAAGUCUCGGGCGAGCUUAGCAAAGGCGCGAGGUUAUCCGGGUCAACUGUUGCGGAGCUACAUCUCCGAUUAGGAACUCGGGUGAGACGCUGCAUUGAACGAUGCCUCAUCUACAAGGCGAACAGCAUGGCAGCCUGAGAGGUACAUAUCGUUCGAUGACUCCUUGGGUUUCUCAGAACGGUUGCGUGAAGGCUGCAUGCAAGAGGUGCCGUGUUCACGCCAGUGGUUGCUAUGUCGCCCAACGACGCCCAACGGAGAUGUGGCGGAAGUAAGCGUAAU